AUGACGACCACCAGCAGCCGCGACGACCCCGCGUGGACCCCCUGCCGAAACCCUACAGGAAGAAGCAUCGUCUCGCCCAUCCAGCUCUCGCAGCCGUCGGCUUCCGAAGCCUCACCGACGCCCGAGUCCGCCCAACCCUCCCCCUCACCCACCCCCAGUCCCGCGACGGGCAAGGGGCCUCAGGAGACGCCCGCCGGCCGAGCGGGGGCGCCGUGCCUCCGCCUCACGCAGUUCCCCAGCUCGCCGCCCUCGCCCGCGGAGGACACGGGCGGCCUGGUGACGCUGCACUCGCUGGGCUCGUGGCGCGACUCGGGCUACGUGCCCUCGCCCUCGUCCGCCCACUCGUUCACCUUCUCCAGCGACGAGGACGAGCCCAUGGGCCGCGGCGGGGCAGGCCGGCGGGGGCGGGGACCCCCGCCCUUUUCGCCAUCCCGCACCCCCGCCCGCCCGCUCACCCCCAAAGCCAUCCGGGAGGAGGUCACGGAAGAGAAGCAGGAAGCGCCCGAGGACUGGACGCCGCCCUCCCACGGGCGGAACUGGUCCACGCCCGCCACCACGCCUGACGGCCGGCCCAUUCUCAUGCCCACGCCCGCCUUCACGCCCACGCCCCUGGAAGCGCGAGCAGCAUCCUCGAGAUCCUCACGGGCCCGCGCUCACGAAUCGCGGGGGAAAGAGGGAAAGGUGAUACCCGCUCGUGCGUUCUCUUCGGGCACGCCGGAGCCAGGCUUUUAG
Messenger RNA from Penaeus chinensis, 732 nucleotides. RefSeq names its product leucine-rich repeat extensin-like protein 5. NCBI's taxonomy places the organism in Eukaryota, Metazoa, Arthropoda, Malacostraca, Decapoda, Penaeidae. The record is from RefSeq and is a predicted model, not a curated record. The transcript has 3 exons. The coding region runs from base 1 to 732 and encodes 243 amino acids.